Sardina pilchardus (European sardine) is the source of this 5056-nucleotide messenger RNA. It is a transcript of the gene clip3, whose product is annotated as CAP-GLY domain containing linker protein 3. Gene Ontology annotation, cellular component: microtubule plus-end; cell cortex; nucleus. Gene Ontology annotation, biological process: cytoplasmic microtubule organization. Gene Ontology annotation, molecular function: microtubule plus-end binding. Lineage: Eukaryota; Metazoa; Chordata; Actinopteri; Clupeiformes; Clupeidae. The coding region runs from base 117 to 1760 and encodes 547 amino acids. The transcript has 14 exons. The record is from RefSeq and is a predicted model, not a curated record.
UUCAGCCUCGCAUCGCUUAUAAAUUGCGUCGCACUUCAGAAAAUACUACUGCAAACCAGGGGACAAAUCCCGAAAUCCCGUGGCUUGAUUUCAGGCCCACCCACCCGCAGAGCAGCAUGACUAAAGAGGAGAGCGGCGAGGUGGACGAGGCCCAGCCGGCCCCGGAGUUCACCAGCCCCGUCCACGAGCCCCGCAGAAGGCCCAUGGUGCACCCCUCCGCACAGGCCCCCCUUCCCAAAGACUACGCGUUCACAUUCUUUGACCCAAAUGACCCGGCCUGCCUGGAGAUUCUGACGGACCCGCGCACCACGAUCCCCGAGCUGUUUGCCAUCAUCCGCCAGUGGGUUCCACAGGUGCAACACAAGAUCGACAUCAUCGGCAGUGAGAUUUUGAAGCGUGGUUGUCAUGUGAAUGACCGUGACGGGCUGACGGACAUGACUCUGUUGCACUACAGCUGCAAGGCCGGGGCCCAUGGUGUUGGUGACCCUGCGUCGGCCCUGCGUCUGGUGAACCAGCUGAUCUCGCUGGGUGCGGACGUGAGCCUGCGUAGCCGCUGGACCAACAUGAACGCGCUGCACUACGCCGCUUACUUCGACGUGCCCGAGCUCAUCAGAAUACUGCUCAAGGCCUGCAAGCCCAGAGUGCUGAACUCCACCUGCAGUGAUUUCCACUAUGGUACGGCGUUGCAUAUCGCCGCCUCUAACCUAUGUCUGGGAGCCGUCAAGUGUCUGCUGGAGCAUGGGGCCAACCCCUCUGUCAGGAACGAUAAGGGUCAGGGCCCGUCGGACGUGGUGCCGGACCCGAUGGACAUGAGCCUGGACAAGGCGGAGGCGGCGAUGGUUGCCAAGGAGCUGAAGCAGCUGCUGCUGGACGCCGUGCCGCUGAGCUGCAACCUGCCGCGCGCCACGCUGCCCAACUACGACAACAUCCCCGGCAACCUCAUGCUCUCCUCCAUCGGCCUCAAGCUCGGGGACCGCGUCAUGCUGGACGACAUGAAGAUUGGCACCCUGCGGUUCUGCGGCACCACUGAGUUUGCCAGUGGGCAGUGGGUGGGCGUGGAGCUGGACGAGGCCGAGGGGAAGAACGACGGCAGCGUCGGAGGGGUCCGCUACUUCAUCUGCCCCCCAAAGAUGGGACUCUUUGCUCCCGUCUCCAAGAUCACCAAGUUGUCCGACCAGACGCCCUCCUCCGUCACCUCCACCCCCAAGACCCCCCGCAUGGAAUUCCCCCGCCUCACCGGGAAGAUGAAGAAGGAGAAGAAAGAGAAGGAGAAGGAGAGAGAGAGAGAGAAAGCCCUGAGGAAGAAGUCCCUGUCCAUGGCCAGCCUGGACCCAGAUGGGGUGAGGGUGGACUUGGGAGACCAGGUGUUGGUGGCCGGACAGAAGAAGGGAACCAUCCGCUUCUACGGAAAGACGGACUUCGCCCCAGGUUACUGGUUUGGCAUCGAGCUGGAGCAGCCGACGGGGAAGCAUGACGGCUCAGUGUUCGGGGUGCGCUACUUCAGCUGCUUACCCAAAUACGGCGUCUUCGCCCCGCCCUCCCGCGUGCAGAGACUCGGGGGGCCAAAGGACCCGCAGGGAGACGGCACCCUUGUGAAGAAAGUCCAUCAAGUGACAAGUAAGUCAGAGACAUUGUCCCAGCCCAAGCGUCACUUCAAUGCGGUUAGGUCUCCCAAAGACAUCACAUCAGAGAGCUCCAUAUCCAGGUUGCUUUUCUGCUGCUGGUUUCCAUGGAUGCUGCGCGCAGAGAUGCAGUCUUAAACCAUCUCUUCUCUUCUCCUCCUCCCUCCCACGAUAAACCAACUCUUCUCUUUCUCUUUCUCUCUCUCUCUCUCUCUCUCUCUCCCUCUCUCUCUUUCCCUAUCAACACUCUCUACAUCUAUCAUCUAUCUAUCUAUCAGUGCUUCUUAUUCUCUCCGUCCCUAGUCUCUCGUUCCCCCUCUCCCCUGGACUGUCUAUCUGUUGGUGUCCUGCCCCCUUUGAUUUCUGCUUUGAUCUGAAAACCAAUCAAAACUGUUGUCAGUAUAGCUGCAGUGGUCCCUCCCUCCUCCCUGUCCCUCGAUUGCAAUUCAAUAGCAAAAACUAGUGCCUUGUGUAUUAACUAACAUCCUGCAUUCCGUUUAUUAAACUAAUGAAACGAACAAACAAUACUUAAAAAUAACAAUACUUAAAAACAGACUUGAAAGAUGCAAACCUUGGAAAAAUAAGAACCUUACUAAAGCCAUUUGUUUCUAAGUGACUCCAGCGUGAAAUCUUAAAGCCUUCUGAUCAUUGACCUGGGUAGCUUUGGGCUUAACUGCUGAAAAAGCUCUCUUUUAGUAGUUGCCAAAAACCACCUAAAGAACUUAGACCACCAAAAUAUGCUAUUAGCCAAUCAGAUCUUUGGUGAGGAUAUACCUCCAACUUGCCGAGGCUCUCUCAAGCAUCCCCCUCCUGUGGGAUUCUGACCAUGAUUACACUAAAAGAUCAGCUGGACCUGGAAGAGAUCUGGUACCGAUCUGAUUCAGGAUCAGCCGGAUCUCAGCCAGACAAGAGCCGGGUCAGGGCCAGAGCCGUUCUGGACUCAGGCGCCGUCUGAGUGUAUGUGUUGACUAAAUGCCUGCCUGCUCCCUCUGCUUCCUGUUUAGAGUCUUCAGCGCAGCGCUGACAGUGUCCUCCCAUAGUUCCACCAUUUUACUAUCAGGCUGGUGUCUCCAGCUACCUUCUCUCUGAUUGGUUGUGCGCUCAGAACAAGCAACUCAAGCUUAAGGAAACUCGUUAUCUUCUGUGUGAGCAUUACUAGAAUUGUCAAUUUGUGAGAUGUAAUAUUAUGAACCUAAGAGGCAUCGUAGAAUAUAAUCUACUCAAUAAUAGGCAUGCCACGUAUGGGCAGGGAUUCAGAUAACAUGGAAUAAACUAUGUAAGACUAUACAGGGUUUUUAACACCACUCACUGCUGCCCUCUGCUGGUGUGACAGUGAGCCUGCAUGGAGUGUGCUGUGUAGUGCAUCUCUGCAUCCCUGUGUGCAACCUCUCGUGUGGGAAUGCGCCAGCCUGGACGUACGUAGCAUACGCACAGCAUUCAUGCUAGACAAAACUCAGCUCCAGGUCUCUUCCUGGAAGGCUUUAAAGCCACUUCAUUGGUUCUCCGUCCUUGUUAAAGAAACACUUGUAGAGAUUCUCCAUUUUUAUAUUCUUCAGCUCCCUUACUGAAGGCAGGUUGAGCUGGAAUCAAUAGCAAAAACAGGGUGAGUCAUUUGUGAGGAGUGUAAAGGACUGAGUUUGGUUGAGCAGAGUUUGUAAGUCUAGCAAUAGGUUUGUGGGACGGGACCUUUUGAACCCCUCAAACCCCAGUUUUAGCCAAAACGUGGGGAAGGGAGCUUUCGGAGAGGUCCCUGUAUCAGUAGAGUUACACGUUCCAAAUGCUGCUCUGCUCUCCUCCUUCUGGACGACACCCUGACAGUCUCGCAGCGACUCCCAGUCAGAAAAACACGCGAGCUGGUGGUGGGGCCUUCCACAAGUGACCCAGGGAGCGUAGUUCUGUCCUAGAUGUGCCCACUAUACCACCACGCAUGUGCACCGUGUGCCAAGGUAGACGCCCGCUGCAGUGGUGCUGUGUGUGAUGUGCAACAGCCGUUAGCGCUCAGAGCCCGCGACAGCAGGGACGUGCCGUGUGAAACCUUCAGGAAUGCCUGCUAGUGCUAUAACACAUCGCAGUCGACGUUAGCGUCUCCACCUCAAGACCCACUCGCCCCACUCCCUCUCUCUCACACACUCUCCCCUUGCCUCCUGCCUGCCUUUCUGUCUGUCACACUUAGGUUUAAUGAGAGUGUGUGUGUGUGUGUGUGUGUGAGUAUGUGUGUGUGUGCCUCUUCAAGACGAAAAAAAACAAAGUGGACAAAAAUAAGCGACAGUCCAUAGACUUCAAUAGGUCCGUGCUUAAUGUCUAACUCAACGAGUAUGUUGAUACUGACAAUAUUUAAUCUGUGUUAUCUUGCUACGUGACUCUGGAUAGUGUCGUUUUUUUUCCACUCUCUAUAUUAAAAACAUACUAAUGGUACUUCUGACACCUGAAGAGAAAGCACAUUAAGAGGGGGGCGUAAACGCUCCGGAGAUCUCUUUAGUCACACACGUGUGGUGAUCAUAUCCUGUUAACAACACUGAGAAACUGCAAAAAAAAAGAGUCCUGGACCACUACAUCUGACAGCUGACUGAUAUCUAAAUAGUCGCUCCUAAAUGUGGCCUCGAUCGCUGUGCCACAACCUUCAUAGUUCAUUCACCUUUUCAAUUUUGAGUUUUUGGUUUUUACUCCUUGUGGAGUUCUGGUUGUAGAUAUGUGUGAAAACUGAAAUAAUCACUUUACUCUGGUUAGAAUUAUGUGGCACCAAACAUUGACCACCAAACACCAUAGAACUCCUUUUUUUUUUUUGGUCAUUCUUAUUUUUUGUAGUGCUUGAAAUUGUCAUAUAAGAGGUCCUGGAAUAUUAUUUAUGAAUGUUUUAGAUGGAUAAUGUUAAGAUGCUGUAUACUUUUUACUGUUCAAUGACAAAGUAGUCUGUUCAAGUGUCAAGAGUUUGUAUUCCAGCGACAUUCCAGGUCUGCAGUAUGUCUACGGAUUAAAUAGCUGUGAAGUUGUUCACUAUUGAAGCAAAGUUUGUUUUACAAACAACUUCCUUCUCACUUCAUCCUUAUCCCCUGGAAAUAAUUAAACGUUUUCGUCGUUACACUGUAAAUCGCUCAUCUCAUUCAGCUGUGAAGUUGGUCAACCAUUGCUUUUCAACUUUUCGUUUUUUCUUGUCUGAAAAAGAUAUAUUUUAAUAAUUUGAGGACAAACUUUUUUACGUGUUUAUGUUAAACCGGUUACGAUAUCCAAAUCGAUGUUUUGUGUCUCAAUGAUUUCAGAUAUGUGGGAAGUGUUACAGCUGGAUUAGUGACCGGUGUCAUAAACUAAUGCAUGCUCUCUCUCUCCCUCUCUUUCAUGAUAUAUCUUUUUCCAACUGUGUACCAGCAUGAAAAUGCUUAUAAUUAAUAUACUGACCGUGGACACUAAUAAAAGUUUGAUGUUUUUUUAAACAACGA